Pristis pectinata (smalltooth sawfish) is the source of this 5068-nucleotide messenger RNA. RefSeq names its product leucine rich repeat and fibronectin type III domain containing 5a (gene lrfn5a). Bases 904 to 3231 code for a protein of 775 amino acids. Gene Ontology annotation, molecular function: protein binding. The transcript has 3 exons. Lineage: Eukaryota; Metazoa; Chordata; Chondrichthyes; Rhinopristiformes; Pristidae. The record is from RefSeq and is a predicted model, not a curated record.
UCCUCCUCCACUCCCUCCGCCUCCUGGUCUUCCCAGAUCACUCUGGAUGUGAGCUUCUGUUUUUUUUUGUUGUGCUCUCUGCACAAGAUCGAACCCACCCCUGCAGCAAACUUGAUCAGAUGCCACCAUCAAUGGGUGCGAGCCCUCAUGUCUACCUCUGAGAACACAGUUCCGACGGUCUACGUGUCUCCGAGCUUUGUGUUUUAUUGCUUGUUUGAGUACAAGCAGAAUGACAUUGAUGUAGCGCGAUGCUGACGGUCCCCGGUACUUUUCACGAGGCGAGAGUGACCGAGAGCUUUCUGAAGUCCACCCUUACGUGAAGCAAAGGGGCAGAUAAUGUGGUACUCGAUCACUCUGAGGAUCAACUCAGCGUGGAGGCUGCGCCGGGGGAUGUGCUAGGUGCAACGGUGCAAUUCUGCUUGCUGAGAUUUGAUCUGACUUUCCCAUCUCAGCCACUUGAUCGCUCUCACUGCAGAGACGUUUGCUCAGCUAAUAAAGCAGCUUGCUUGAUGCAGAGGAAAGCUGCCUUCGGCUCCCCCUGUGUACAGCAGGAUAGCCACUUCGGCGCUGAAUGGACGGAAGGAGCACGUCUCCGCUGUUCGCGGCGCUCUGGAAAAAUGUGUAUUUUGAAGUUUAACUGUGAGGAUAUAAGUAAAUCUCUGAAUUGAAGGCGUUUUCUACACAUGGAUGGCAUUCUGCUCAUGUAUUUUGAUUUGGCUGCUUUGAAAAUGGCCCCGUUGGAGCACAUCGCUACAAAAAACUGUGCAUCGUGUAAAUGCGAUAUAUUUUAACACUGACUUGUGGAAAUGGGAAAUAGGUGAUGAGAAGACACACUUACCCUGAUCCUUACCUAACCGGGCAGGGCUGAUGUUCGUCCUUAAAGGCUAGUUACCCUGAUUUACAAUGGAAAAACUGUUUUUAUAUCUGCUGUUAAUUGGCAUGGCAGUGAAGUCACAGGUCUGUCCCAAACGCUGUAUCUGUCAGAAUCUGUCUCCAAACCUCGCAACUCUUUGUGCCAAAAAAGGACUUCUCUUUGUUCCACCAAACAUUGACAGAAGGACAGUAGAACUACGUCUGGGAGAUAAUUUCAUUACUAUCAUUAAAAGAAAAGACUUUGCUAAUAUGACCAGCCUGGUCGAUCUUACCCUGUCAAGGAAUACAAUAAACUAUGUUGCACCACAAGCAUUUGCAGACUUGCGUAAUCUACGGGCUUUACACUUGAACAGCAACAGACUAACCCAGAUUACCAAUGAUAUAUUUAGUGGACUUUCAAACCUUCACCAUCUUGUAGUCAAUAACAAUCAACUAAUUGACAUUUCCACUGAAGCUUUCAAUGAUAUUUUAUUGUCUCUCGAAGAGUUGGAUGUAUCCUAUAAUAACUUAAAAUCUAUACCCUGGGAAGCAGUUCAGAAGAUGGUCAACUUGCAUACCUUCAGUAUGGACCACAACAUGAUUGAACACAUCGAUGAAGGGACCUUCUCCCACCUUCAUAAGUUAACUCGAUUGGAUAUGACUUCCAAUAAAUUGCGGAAGCUCCCACCUGAUCCGUUGUUCACUAGAGCUCAGGUAUUAGCUUCCUCGGGACUCUUGAACCCACCAAGCUUUACAUUAAGCUUUGGAGGGAAUCCAUUGCAUUGUAACUGUGAGCUGCUCUGGUUGCGCCGCCUUUCAAGGGAGGAUGAUCUGGAGACUUGUGCCUCACCUCCACAUCUAACUGGCCGAUACUUUUGGUCGAUUCCAGAAGAAGAGUUUAUCUGUGACCAACCGCUCAUUACUCGUUAUACGCAUGAGCUCAGAGUUUUAGAAGGGCAGCGGGCAAUGCUGAAGUGCAAGGCUAUUGGGGACCCAGAUCCCUCCAUCCACUGGAGUUCACCUGAAGGCAAGCUUAUUUCAAAUUCAUCACGAACAGCCUUAUAUAAUAAUGGAACUUUAGAUAUCCUGAUAACGACUGUCAAAGAUACAGGCACUUUCACCUGCAUUGCUUCAAAUGCUGCUGGAGAAACCACUGCAGUGGUGGAACUUCAUAUAAUCAAACUCCCACAUUUAGUCAACAGUACAAAUCAUAUUCACGAGCCUGAUCCUGGUUCAUCGGACAUUUCAACUUCCACUAAAUCUGGCUCAAAUACUAGUAACAGUGUUAGUGACACUAAGGCCAAGCCAGAAAAGAGGGUGGCGGUUGCUGAAACGUCAUCAUCAUCUGCACUGAUUAAAUUUAAUUUGCAACAUAAUAUCCCUGGCAUUCGUAUGUUCCAGAUUCAGUAUAAUGGCUCUUAUGAUGACUCACUUGUUUACAGAAUGAUUCCUUCCACAAGCAAAACGUUCCUUGUUACUAACCUGGCUGCAGGAACACAGUAUGACUUGUGUGUCUUGGCAAUCUACGAUGAUGGCAUCACAUCUCUGACAGCUACUAGGGUUGUUGGCUGCAUACAGUUUACCACAGAUGAGGAUUAUGUUCGCUGCCAUUUUAUGCCCUCUCAGUUUCUGGGAGGAACCAUGAUAAUUAUAAUAGGUGGAAUUAUUGUGGCUUCUGUCUUGGUCUUCAUUAUCAUACUUAUGAUUCGAUAUAAGGUGUGCAACAAUAAUGACUCACACAAGAUAACAAAGGUCAGUAACGUCUACUCUCAGACAAAUGGAGCUCAUUUGCAAAUGUGUGGUGGAAUGUUUCCUCACUCAAAUUCUAAAGUCAUCAUGGGACAUGAAGAAAAUACACAGUAUCAGAAAGAUCCCAGUACAGCCAAAACAUCAGAUUCUCUUGUGGGCCAGGACUGUGCUACUGCUACCUCCACCGUGCCACCUGACUGGACUACAGGUGUUACUACAUCUCAAAAGCUGAAAAGAAAGGCUGGGCCAAAGUCAAGUGUUGAAACACCAAUGGAAGCUUUCACCAAUGUUGAGUUAUCCAAAAAGAAAAGGGAAAAUACUGCCAUUUUACACAAGCCCUCUUGUGCUCCAGUUUCUUUGAAAGAGACUCCCACUUUUAGACGAGCACAAUCCAAGCCCAUCAAAUACCUUACUCUGCCAACUGAAACAAGCAGAGCUAAGCGGAGAUACUCGCUCAAUGGAGAUUUAUCAGAGUAUCAUUGCUAUACUCAUUCACAAAAUAUUAGCAGCCUGUGGUCAAAAAGAAGCAUGUCCAUGAAUGGGAUGUUAUUACAGUUGGAAAACUCUGAUGGUGAUAGUGGGAAAGCCACCUUCUCAAGUUCUGAGUGGAUAAUGGAAAGCACCGUGUGACAUUUUACAUGUUACAAUGAAGGGCACUGCCUUGUAAGAGUUUUGGAAUUCUAUGCUUGUCUUUCUGUUUGAUGGCAUUUCCAGCAAGGUGGUAAUGAACUGGCUCUCAUGCAUACAAUUCUUUAACAGAAAUCGGCAGCACUGAAAGACAUGAUGGUAAAGCAUGACUUUGCACCAGUGCCUUAUCCUCCUUUAGGAUGGGCUUUCUGGUUCUGGAGUAUGUGAUAAAUGAGUGAAAACAUUUUCACAGAAGCCUUUGACCGAGGAAAUAUGGUUUCCUGCAUCUUAAAGAAAAAAAAAGCCUAUUUAUGGACUACUUAAUAAAUUGAUAUUUUUUAAAAUUUGAGCUGUAUGUUUCUUUCCAGUGACAAUGGUAAAUGCCUUUCAUUUUCAGGCAAAUGCUGUACAGAUAAAACAACUCUGUGUUGUUAUGUUGUGUACAAUAAAGGAUUAAAUAAGUAUACUCGGCCAGUGUUAGUACAAUGAAUAGCUGUUAUAUGUGCAAUUAGGCAGAGCCUGAAAAUUGUGGUUGCCCAGUCCAGACUGGUGGAGAUACUUCAUGCUGCCAGCCAGGUAAUCUAAAAUGAUUGAGUUUUCAUAAUAAGGGUGCCAGUGCUGUAUCAGAGAAAAAAAAGUAAUGGUUGUGGUAAUGUAAUCUUUGCAUUUAAAUCAAAUAUUCAUAGUCUGACUACCACUCAAAGGAGCCAUUAAAUGAAAAUACUGCCAUUCAAAGAAGCUGCAUUAAGGCCAGUGAAUGAAAUGUUUCAACUGGUUCUAAUGCUAUUUUUGUGAAAUUAUCCUAACACAAAAGUGCACAAAGAACACCGCAUACACUAGAAUCUGCAAAGAAGCUGAUAAACAGAUUUAUUUAAUCCAACACCAGACCAAGCAUUCAAAUAGAAAGACAUUUUUACAAAGCACAUUACUUUAGUGUGAUGUUUGAGGAACCCAACUGCUAAAAUCAUUAUUCACCUGGUAGAGAUGAGUAAUUAGACAGCAUUUUAGAUUAAUGGGCUGAUGUGAUCUGAGCUAAAAACCCAGCCAAACUUGAUCAUAGUUCUGAGCCAUUUAAUUACAGGGAUAAUUUCAACAGUGUUAAUGAAAAACUCUGUGCCAAGUUGUAGCACAGUGGCACAGCUAAAAGAGCUGCUGCCUUGCAUCAUCAGAGACCCGGGUUCAGUUCUGACCUCUGGUGCUGUCAGCGUGGAGUUUGCAUAUUCUCCCUGUGACCGUAUGGGUUUCCUCCAGGUGCUUCGAUUUCCUCCCACAUCCCAAAGAGGUGUGAUAUGAAAGGUUAAUUGGCCAGUAUAAAUUGCCUUUAGUGUGCAGGUGAAUGGUAGAAUCUGGAAGGAAUUGAUGAGAAUGUGGGAGAAUAUAUUUAUAAAAAAAUGGGAUUAAUAUUGGAUUAGUGUGAAUGGGUGGUUGAUGGUAAGCAUGGACUUGCUGGGCUGAAGGGCCUGUUUCCACGCUGUAUCUUUCUAUGACACUAAGUUUUUCCUCAAGUGUGCGAUUAUAUUUCUUGUGGAAAACAAAACAUGAACAUCGGUUUUUCAAGAAAUACAAACAAGCUGGCAAAAGCCUGGUUGCAGUCCAGAUCACAUCUAGCUGACCCAGUUAAAGAGGGUUUCGACCUUGAGUUGUGCUCACUCUUAUUAUCCAGUAAUCAUUUCUAGACUCCUUUUAACAUAUGCAAUUUGUAAAAAUUAAAGUGAUGCACACAUUAUAUCAUGGCUUGACCUAACCUGAUAAAACACUUAAGAUGGUCAAUCUAUCCCAGGAUUUUACAAGGAGUGUUUUCUAGAAUCAUGCAGCAGGUUUACAAUGGAUCUGGUUUUAU